This is a messenger RNA of Staurois parvus, 487 nucleotides long. The record is from the annotation of a GenBank genome assembly. Lineage: Eukaryota; Metazoa; Chordata; Amphibia; Anura; Ranidae.
AUAUACACACACGCACACAUACACACACAGAAACAUGUACACACAUACACAGAAACAUGUACACACAGACACAUGUACGUACAUACACACAAACACACACACACAUACAUGUACAUACACGCAGACACGUACAGAUACACACAUGUACAUACACACAGACACAUGUACAAUUUUACACGCAUACACAGACACACACACAUAAUUACACCCACACACCCCCCCCCCCCCCCCCAUAAAAAGUUGCAGUACUUCGUUGUUCACUCAGAGAUCCGGGUACUGCACUCUAGGGGGAGGCAGAGAGCACAGCACACACUUCUUGCUUUGCUUUCACUGCGCUCAGCUAUUGAGCAGUUUUGACGACUCCCAGUGCCAAUGACAGAUCUGGCCUGAGCUCUGAGCCUGCUCAGCAAGCAGCCCUGGGGGGCACACUCGCCCCCACCAUAAUUUCCACUCGCCAUUGGCGAGCUGAAAUUUCAAGCCCUGCUCU